Glossina fuscipes is the source of this 551-nucleotide messenger RNA. It is a transcript of the gene Ilp7, whose product is annotated as probable insulin-like peptide 7. Lineage: Eukaryota; Metazoa; Arthropoda; Insecta; Diptera; Glossinidae. The transcript has 5 exons. The record is from RefSeq and is a predicted model, not a curated record.
AUGUUAACAACUUGAACGCUGUUGAAUAGUUUUUUUCUACUCCAUUGCGUACUCAUAUGCAUGAUUAGAGUAAGAUCUAUACACACCGAAGAAGGUUUGGAGCUCUUAUUUAAGCAACGCUCUCAGCCAGAUUGGGAAAAUGUUUGGCAUCAUGAAACCCAUUCGCGGUGUCGCGACAAGUUGGUGCGACAAUUAUAUUGGGCUUGUGAAAAGGAUAUUUACCGUCUAACCCGCCGCAACCACAAACGCACAGAUGAAUCUGUACAAAAACGCAAUAAAUAUCCUACUUUUCAUCGCAUUUGGCUUGAUCCUCGAGAGGUUAAUGUUUUCUUAAGGACACGUCGUUCGAAUAUUCCUUCAAUUACGAAUGAAUGCUGCACUAAAGUGGGUUGUACUUGGGAAGAGUAUGCCGAAUAUUGUCCUUCCAAUAAACGUCGCAAUCAUUAUUGAAUGAAAUUAUAUACUGUGUGAAAAUGGAAGGCGUGGGAUUGCUUUUACGUAUGUUUACGGAAUAUCAUGGUGUUUUUAUGCCGUACAAGAAAGAAGAUGUG